UGACAAAAGAACUCGAAGAAAUUAAAUUGGAGAUCGACUAUAAAGAAUAACACCCACCUCCUCAUCAACCACCAUUAUUCGAUCCGUAUGGAUCUUCUAUGAAGAUUGAGAUAAAGAAAGCUUUGAGAAGAUGACAGAAGCAAACAGUUGUCACGAGAUUAAAACUAUAUCUGUAAAAAAGCCUUUUUGGAAAAAACACUCUUACAAGACAGCUGCUAGUUAUGGCUAUAGAGAUUGAGCAGCCCUCUGUUGGGCUAUCAAAAGUUGCAGUUUCUGAUACUCAUGGGGAAGACUCUCCAUAUUUCGCCGGCUGGAAAGCUUAUGAUGAAAACCCAUAUGAUGAACUCAAUAACCCUUUGGGAGUUAUACAGAUGGGGUUGGCAGAAAACCAAGUUUCAUUUGAUUUGCUAGAAGAGUACUUGGAAGAGCAUUCAGAAGCCUCUAGCUGGGGAAAAGGAGCAUCUGGCUUUAGAGAGAAUGCUUUGUUUCAAGAUUACCACGGACUUAAAUCAUUCAGAAAGGCAAUGGCAAGUUUCAUGGAACAAAUAAGAGGGGGGAGAGUAAAGUUCGACCCUGAAAGAGUUGUCUUAACCGCCGGUGCUACAGCUGCUAAUGAGCUGUUGACCUUCAUUCUUGCCGAUCCUGGCGAUGCUUUGCUUGUUCCAACCCCAUACUAUCCGGGAUUUGACAGAGAUUUAAGGUGGAGAACUGGUGUAAAAAUUGUACCAAUCCACUGUGACAGCUCAAACAAUUUUCAGAUUACUCCAGAAGCCUUAGAAGCCGCCUACAACAAUGCAAAAGCCAUGAACAUCAAAGUGAGAGGGGUGCUAAUCACAAACCCUUCCAACCCAUUAGGCGCAACAAUCCAACGGUUAGUUCUUGAAGAGAUUCUCGACUUUGUCACUCGCAAGAACAUCCAUCUUGUCUCCGACGAAAUCUACUCAGGAUCCGUCUUCUCACCGACCGAGUUCAUAAGCGUUGCAGAAAUCCUUGAAGCCCGCAAAUUUAAGGAUUCAGAAAGAGUUCACAUUGUUUACAGUCUAUCAAAAGAUCUCGGCCUCCCGGGUUUUAGAGUUGGCACGAUAUACUCGUACAACGACAAGGUUGUGACAACAGCGAGGAGGAUGUCUAGCUUCACCUUAAUUUCUUCACAAACACAGCAUUUGUUGGCUUCCAUGUUGUCUAACAAGGCAUUCACAGAGAAUUACAUCAUGAUAAACAGAGAGAGAUUAAGGAAGAGGUAUGAAAUGAUCAUUGAAGGGCUUAGGAGUUCUGGUAUUGAGUGUUUGAAAGGAAAUGCAGGGUUGUUUUGCUGGAUGAAUUUAAGCCCAUUGUUGGAUAAGCCUACAAGAGAAGGUGAAUUGGCUCUUUGGGACUCCAUGCUUCAUGAAGUGAAGCUAAAUAUAUCUCCAGGCUCUUCUUGCCAUUGCUCUGAACCAGGUUGGUUCAGGGUGUGUUUUGCUAACAUGAGUGAGCUCACACUACAAGUUGCGUUGAAAAGAAUUCAUAUUUUCAUGGAAAAAAAAGGAGGAGAGAGAAAUCAACAAAUCUUUUCUCAGUAAUCUCUUCCCUUUUUUUUAUGGUUCUACCCAUUUUGAUUCUUUGGAUGACAUGACUGAGACCAGAGAUUUCAUUGAUUUCUAUCUCCUUCUCGUUUUUCCAUGAAACCAUGAAUUCUUUUCAACGCAAUUACACUGUAAAUCACAUUGAAUUGGAAAGUAGUUUUGUUUGCUUGCUUUGCUCUGAGCAAGUUUUGCAGAAA
Molecule: messenger RNA, 1762 nt
Organism: Alnus glutinosa
Lineage: Eukaryota; Viridiplantae; Streptophyta; Magnoliopsida; Fagales; Betulaceae
Product: 1-aminocyclopropane-1-carboxylate synthase 7-like
Exons: 4
Coding region: 222-1562 (446 amino acids)
Biological process (GO): amino acid metabolic process; biosynthetic process
Molecular function (GO): pyridoxal phosphate binding; transaminase activity
Source: RefSeq, a predicted model, not a curated record